This is a messenger RNA of Penicillium cataractarum, 1122 nucleotides long. RefSeq lists its product as uncharacterized. The coding region runs from base 1 to 1122 and encodes 373 amino acids. The transcript has a single exon. The record is from RefSeq and is a predicted model, not a curated record. NCBI's taxonomy places the organism in Eukaryota, Fungi, Ascomycota, Eurotiomycetes, Eurotiales, Aspergillaceae.
AUGCGAUCAAGACCACUUCAAGCGUUCAUCUUUCUCCUCUCAUCAGCAAAGAAUGUCCACGCCCAUAGCUGGGUAGAACAACUGUCCGUCAUCGCCUCAAAUGGGACGUUCGUGGGUACCCCAGGAUAUCCGAGAGGAAACGUCCUUCGCACAGCCUCCGACUUCAGCGAUACCACAAUGACCUACCUGAUCCCUCCAUCUAGUCGUGCGAAUGUGACCCUCGUCCUACCCUCCGACAAACUAUGCAAGGACACUCAACAAGAACAAAUCCAGACUGCCGGAAGCGCGCGACUGCAGGCCAGCGCGGGCGAUGCAGUUGCACUUCGCUAUCAAGAGAACGGUCACGUCACACUCCCCUGGAAUCAACCCGGGAAGCCCGCAAACCGAGGAACCGUCUACGUCUACGGAACGACAGAGCCCAAAGUGGGUGAGAAAAUCCUCGAUGUCCACGGAGCCUGGACCAGCGACGGCACCGGGGGAGAUGGACGAGGCGUGCUACUAUCCAAACAAAACUUCGACGACGGCCGCUGCUACCAGAUCAACAGUGGCAAUAUCUCGCAAGCACGUCAACAGGAAUACCCCCAUCAAGCUAAUCAACUCAUGGGUGCGGAUAUGUGGUGUCAGCAGGAUAUCAAACUGCCCUCUACGGCCCCAACGGGCAAGUUGUACACCCUCUACUGGGUGUGGGACUGGCCCACCCUCCCGGGAGUCGAUCCAACAUACCCACACGGUAAAACGGAGAUUUACACCACCUGCAUGGAUGUGAAUGUCGUGGCCUCUACAUCACAGCAAAAGGGAAACAUUCAAGAUGAGUAUGCCACUGGUCAGGAUCUCAACAAGGCUGCUAUCCCAUCGGAGUUUGCCGAUCUUGACGACGUUUCGGAGGCAGCUGAAACCACGACGGCUCGUACAUCUUCUACUCCGUCUUCGUCGAUUCCAUAUGUGCCCCAAUCGACAUCCACUUUGUACCUCACAUCGACAGAGGUGGUUCGGGUUAUUACCGUGACUGCUUGGAAAACAACGGAGAAGACCGUUACUGUGGGGGGCUGCGAGGCAACUCCCACGGGGACUCCGAGUACAGGAGAUAGCACACGGUUGAAGAGAAGGGAUUGGAGGGCAUAA